Molecule: messenger RNA, 1538 nt
Organism: Haplochromis burtoni (Burton's mouthbrooder)
Lineage: Eukaryota; Metazoa; Chordata; Actinopteri; Cichliformes; Cichlidae
Product: nucleotide-binding oligomerization domain-containing protein 2
Exons: 5
Biological process (GO): regulation of apoptotic process
Source: RefSeq, a predicted model, not a curated record
UCAGUGUGUGUCAGUGAAUGCAUUGUUUGUGCUUCCCAGCUCCAUCUAGAAGACUGAUAGUAGAAGUAGAGCAGCUGAUGGCAGCUUCCUCUGCCUCACACUGCUGUCUGACUGCAUUCAGCUGAUGCUAAGAUGAAGCAGGAAAGAAGCAGCUUGGGGACAUUUGGACAGCACACAUGAUGGAAAGGAGGAUUUCAGUUGAUGUGCACAUGAAUGAUUUGUGGUUCCUCUGCAGGUGAAGGUAGAAAGUGUGUGUGAGCUGAUGUGAAUGUAAAUUCAGCAGCAUGGAUCAGUGUGAGGACAGAGAGGAGGGAGUCCCUCCCUCUAAAACCACUCUAAGUGGGGAACAUGAGAACCAGACCAAAGCUCAGAGUUCAGAGAUGGAGGAGUCUGUUCAUGAGCAGCCCCUUGAAAUGCUGGAGAAUUUGGAAGUGGAGGAACUGGAACCUUUCCACUCCUACCUACAGGAUGUACCUGUAACCAUCAAUAAGUGCCAACUAGAGAAUGCAGACAAACUGGAAACUAGAGAUCUGAUGGCGCAGACAUAUACUAAUGACCAUGUGAUGGAAGUGGCGACAUCAAUUUUGAAGAAGAUGAAAGGACAUUCCUCAACCCAGGGAGCGUCACCAUUAUCACCAGAAGAGGAGCUUGCCAUGUUACGGACAGAAUUUGUGAAGAGGGUGUCAAUAGAAAUCUUUACACAGCUCCUUGAAGCCCUUGUAAGUGAUGGUGUUUUGGAUGAUCUGGAGAAAGAAUCGAUAUUAGAAGAAAACCAAACCAGAGCAAAUAAGGCUCGCUGCCUUAUUGACACAGUGAAAAAAAAAGGAAACAAAGCCUGCAGGAUAACUAUCAACCAUCUUCGGAUUAUAGAUCCAGUUCUCUCCUCUCAACUGCAUCACUCCUCAUCUACAAAGAAAGAGACUCUGCAGCCAUGUCAGUCUAAAUUCAAGUCUCAUCUGAAGAAGAAGUAUGAGCGUGUGGUCGAAGGGAUCUCUGUAACAUUAAGCAAAAACCUUCUCAAUCAGAUCUACACAGAGCUCUACAUCACAGAGGGAGGGACUGCAGAGGUCAAUGAUGAACAUGAGGUCAGACAGAUUGAAACAGCAUCCAGGAAACCAGACAGACCAGAAAUAACAAUCAGACAAGAAGACCUCUUUAAAGCCUCACCUGAAAGAGAUGACCAAAUCAGAACAGUGCUGACAAAGGGAGUGGCUGGCAUUGGGAAAACAGUCUUAACACAGAAAUACACCCUGGACUGGGCUGAAGACAAAGCCAACCAGGACAUCCAGUUCAUAUUUCCAUUCACUUUCAGAGAGCUGAAUGUGCUGAAUGAGGAAAAGUUCAGCUUGGUGGGAAUUGUUCAUCACUUCUUUACUGAAAUUGAAGAAGCAGGAAUCUGCAGCCUUGAAGACUUCCGGGUUGUGUUCAUCUUUGAUGGUCUGGAUGAGUGUCGACUUCCUCUGAACUUCCACAAGACUACAAUCCUAACUGACCCUAGAAAGUCCACCUCAGUGGAUGUGCUGCUGAUAAACCUCAUC